AUGGACUCCUUUGCACAGGCGAUUGCAGACAGAUUCAAGCAGUCCGCCAUCCUCUCUGUCCCGCCCCCGCCCGACCCCGCCCGACCCAAUGUCUUCCCCGCCAUCGACCCCGCCUCUCUCGACGACUGGCUCACCGACCCCACCGCCCUCAUCCUCGACAUCCGUCCCCAUGCUGCCUUCUCCGCCGCCCGCAUCCCCCACGCCAUCUCCCUCUCCGUGCCCUCCACCCUCCUAAAGCGCCCUCUCUUCUCCCUCCAACGUCUCUCAGCCAUGCUUCCCUCCAGUGCUGCUCGCAACCGCUUCUCCGCAUGGGCCGCCGCCUCCCGCAUUCUCGUCUACGACGCUGACUCUUCCUCUGUCCCAGACUCCUCCAAUAUUGCCGGCCUCCUCCGCAAGUUCAAGGCAGAUGGUUUCCAGCGCGACCUCGUCUGGCUCAAAGGCGGCUUCCAUGCCCUCUGGCGCGACAGGCGCGAUCUCAUAGACACAAGUCCUCCCACCCCCGACAAUGAGCAUGACGACGAUGACGAUGAAAGCGCCUCCAGUGACCCCAAGUCAUCUCUGCUCAAGACUCGCCACCUUCCCAUGGCAGCCUUUUCCCUCUCCUCCACUACAGUUCACAGUUCGCCCCGUUUUAAUACCUCCGCCGCAGGUGCCCCUUCGGCGCCCAAGUUCGUUCAGCCUUCGUCGGGCUUGCUUCCUGCUGCCAUCUCCGCACCUACUAACUCCCAUCCCGCUUUCAAUCCCUUUUUCGACACCAUUCGCCAGAACACUGAGCUUUCUCACGGUAUCACAGAUCGCAUUCCUCUGCGCCUUCCAAAGCGGGUCCGGCGCCGUAUACAUGAACUCCCUUUUCCCUGGCUGCAGGAUAUUGCACGCAGAGCCGCUAAUGCUCCCCAUCAUCACGGAUCAUACAGUGAUUCCACCUCCUCUGAAUCCGAAGACGACGAGGGUGCUACUCAGGCUGAUAUUGAAGAGGGCAAGGAGGCCCUUGCCAUGCAAUUUUUCAAGAUCGAGCUCUCCGAGCAGCGCAGAAUGAUGGGUAUCAUGGAGCACCACUCUAGAGAAAGUGGACAAGUAUCUCAAAUGGCAUCUUCAUCCCAUACUUCCAACCCUUUUCCGUACAGUAUUACCGCUGGGGUCGAGAAAGGUGCAAAGAAUAGGUAUCGACAUAUCUGGCCUUUUGAACACGCCCGCGUCAGACUCCAUCAAAAGAAGGAGACCGAUGACGAUUAUAUAAAUGCGUCAUACAUACAACCUCUCGGAACCACCAAGCGAUAUAUCGCCACUCAAGGUCCCCUGCCAGCUACAUUCACUGACUUUUGGACACUUUGCUGGGAGCAAAAUGUUCACGUUAUUGUAAUGUUGACCCGCGAGGUCGAAGGUGCCAUGGUCAAGUGUGGAGCUUAUUGGUCAGAUACUGUCUUUGGCCCUCUUCGUCUCCGAUUGGUCUCCACAGAAGGCCUCCCGUCGGUGGACGAACGGCCGACGACCGCCGGCUUCUUUUCACAGCACUCUUCGCUGUCCGUGCAGCCUCCCUCUCGCGUAACAUCCCAGAGACGCUUUCCCCACUCUGCUGGCUCUCAAAGGCGCUACCGCCACCACCACUACCACAAUAAAAGUUCAGAGACGGUCAAGAGAAUCUUUGAGCUGACGCACACAGGAUAUCCGGAAGCAAAACCCCGCCGUAUUGUGCAUCUUCAAUAUUUGGAAUGGCCAGACAUGAAUGUACCUGAGGAUCCAAGAGGCGUAUUAGGAUUGGUUAAGCAGGUCGAAGAAGCUGUCAGAGAAACGCAAAUGGACGAUCAGCCCAGCGAGCCCAAGAAACGGAGAAAAGGGUCUAAUCAGGUGUCCCUGACUGACAUUGACGAAAAGACGGGAGUAGCAAUGCAUACGCUGGGAGGUAACAAUCCUGUAUUAUUGCAUUGUAGCGCUGGAGUGGGAAGGACGGGCGGUUUUAUUGCUGUGGACGCCAUUUUAGACGCGAUUAGGAGGGAGGUUCGUAAUGCUCGCACGGGCGAUGCUAUGGACGUUGCACCCGAUAGUCACAAGGCAACAACAAUCAGUGAGAAGACGGCAACACUUGACUUGACUAAUAGGCAAGGCAGCGGCGAACCGACCACAGAAGAAAGCAGAACGAUUCACGUCCGAAUGGCUACGCCCAUGCAAGUUGAUCACCCUGACCAGUUUGAAAACGAAGCUGCGGAUGCUACUAUGUCGAGUUCUGGCACGAUGCAGUGGGCCGAGAAUGUACGCGACGAAACAGGUAUUGUUGGUUCUUCAAAUGGACCAAGUCAAACGACCGAAGAAUGCCGAUUUCCCUCAAGCUCGAACUUGUCUUUUUCAACACCGGAAUCUUCAAACCUAGCAGGGGCAUCGGAGACGCCUCAUAAACAUGGUAGCUACUAUUAUAAUCCGUCCUCUUCACUUGGGACUUCUGUGUCUGGGUCCUCAUCAUAUUUCAAAGCACACCCUCAACACCAGUUCACUUCCGAUUUACUUCAAGCCUCUUUCAACCACCAGAAACCUUCUGCCUCCGAGCAGCGCCAUCGAACGAUAUCCGCUCCUCCCGUUCACUCGACCUCAGCAACUCUUGGGAGGUAUCACAGAGAUAUUGUUCGGUCGCUGGUAUCCUCCCCAAGUCCCCUGCACCUUAAAAAGGGGUCCAGUGAUCUGCCCGACCUCUCGAACUCACGCGUGGAGACGGUUGUCAAACCAUUUGCCCUUUCUCUCGAUUUAAUGAGCAGUCCAUCUAAAUCGCUAUCAUCUCUUCAUCCCCCGAUGUCAAGCGACGCUGAAUCUCCACCUUCAAGAUCUCAAUCACCCUCCGCUGAUGAGGCAUCCUUUAAAUUUAAAUCGUCAAAGAAAGCAUCUUCUCCUGUAAAUGGUUCAACUUCUACUUGUAAAGUGACUCCUCCAGAUGGACAACCGAAGACAUUUGAUUAUAAAGAGCCCAGGCCGCUUCAUGAAGAUUAUACCCCCCCGCCUUUGACAACAUUUGACGAUCCUAUCUGGGAAGUCGUCCAGGAUAUGCGUGAACAACGAAUGAGCCUAUGUCAGAGUCUAAGGCAGUAUGUCUUCGUACACGCGGCCAUCAUUGAAGGGUCCUUAAUGGUCCUGGAUGAAGAGAAAGAGGCCGCCGAGGGACUCAUACCGCCGUCGAGAAAGACAUCGAAACCUGCUACUCCUACAGCUACGUCUUCAUCCGCAGAUGUACCGCAAACGCCUAGAUCGUCAACGUCUGCCUCCCGUUCUCCCAAGUCGUCGCCUUCGAGGCGACAGAAUUCGCAUCCAUACUCGCAUGAGCUGGCUUCGAUAGCAUCGUCUUCAUCUAUUUCGAUUGGGAAGAGAGGGGCAAGCCCGACGGAGCUACCAAAGGAGAACAAGGAGGGGGAUCUGAUGCUAUCGAAGAGACCAAGUGUGAAAAGAAAGCAAAGGAGUGGGGACGAUUUGAACGUGGUGGAUGAUGCUAGGUAUCACCCUGUGCCGGUGCGAGUGACAUCGAGUGUGCUGCACAUGGGAGGUGUGAGUGCGCCCUCGGCGAGGGCUAUGCCUCCAUGA
This is a messenger RNA of Psilocybe cubensis, 3558 nucleotides long. RefSeq lists its product as uncharacterized. NCBI's taxonomy places the organism in Eukaryota, Fungi, Basidiomycota, Agaricomycetes, Agaricales, Agrocybaceae. The transcript is spliced from 3 exons. Gene Ontology annotation, molecular function: protein tyrosine phosphatase activity. The coding region runs from base 1 to 3558 and encodes 1185 amino acids. The record is from RefSeq and is a predicted model, not a curated record. Gene Ontology annotation, biological process: protein dephosphorylation.